This is a messenger RNA of Manis javanica (Malayan pangolin), 309 nucleotides long. Lineage: Eukaryota; Metazoa; Chordata; Mammalia; Pholidota; Manidae. The record is from RefSeq and is a predicted model, not a curated record.
AUGGCGGAUGACGUAGGCCAGCAACAAACUACCAAUACUGUAGAAAAGCCCCUGGAUCUCAUCAGGCUCAGCCUGGAUGAGCGCAUUUAUGUGAAAAUGAGAAAUGACAGGAAGCUUCGAGGCAGAUUACAUGCUUAUGAACAACAUUUAAAUAUGAUAUUGGGCAAUGUGGAAGAAAUUGUGACUACUAUAAAAAUUAAUGAAGAAACAUAUGAAGAGAUACAUAAAUCGACAGAACGGAAUAUUCCCAUGCUCUUUGUCCGGGCAGAUGGUGUUGUACUAGUUGCCCCUCCAUUGAGAGUUGGCUGA